Molecule: messenger RNA, 3749 nt
Organism: Phacochoerus africanus (Common warthog)
Lineage: Eukaryota; Metazoa; Chordata; Mammalia; Artiodactyla; Suidae
Gene: SSTR1
Product: somatostatin receptor 1
Exons: 1
Coding region: 307-1479 (390 amino acids)
Biological process (GO): neuropeptide signaling pathway; cellular response to estradiol stimulus
Cellular component (GO): neuron projection; membrane
Molecular function (GO): neuropeptide binding; somatostatin receptor activity
Source: RefSeq, a predicted model, not a curated record
CCAGCUCACAGCCGCGGCAGUUAAUGGCUGUGUCGCGCGGGGCUCUAGUCUCCCGGCCUCCCCACUCCAGGCUCGCCUGUGCCCAGGCGCCCUGGAGCGGCAAGCGGAUGCGCGCAGGCAGCCUCUGGGCGAUGCGCUCCGCAGGCGCUGGUGGAGCCCUGCUCCAAGCAGCCGCUGAGCGCUUCCCCCAGGCGCCUGGCGGCAUUGAGCUGCCGGCGGACGGCCAGGGUGCCGAGUGAGGGCGCAAGCAGCGAGGGCGCAAGAACUCCCCAGCCCCGGCAGCCCCAUCGGCCCCCAUCAGCUGAGAUGUUCCCCAAUGGCACCGCCUCCUCUCCCUCCUCUCCUAGCCCCUGCCCGGGCAGCUGCGGCGAAGGCAGCGGCAGCAGGGGCCCUGGGGCCGGCGCUGCAGACGGGAUGGAGGAGCCAGGGCGAAAUGCAUCCCAGAACGGGACCUUGAGCGAGGGCCAGGGCAGCGCUAUCCUCAUCUCUUUCAUCUACUCCGUGGUGUGCCUGGUGGGGCUGUGUGGGAACUCCAUGGUCAUCUACGUGAUCCUGCGCUAUGCCAAGAUGAAGACAGCCACCAACAUCUACAUCCUCAACCUGGCCAUCGCUGAUGAGCUGCUCAUGCUCAGCGUGCCCUUCCUGGUCACCUCCACAUUGCUUCGCCACUGGCCCUUCGGUGCACUGCUCUGCCGCCUCGUGCUCAGCGUGGACGCAGUCAACAUGUUCACCAGCAUCUACUGUCUUACUGUGCUUAGCGUGGACCGCUAUGUGGCUGUGGUGCACCCCAUCAAGGCGGCACGCUACCGCCGGCCCACCGUGGCCAAGGUGGUGAAUCUGGGCGUGUGGGUGCUAUCCCUGCUGGUCAUUCUGCCCAUCGUGGUCUUCUCACGCACUGCGGCCAACAGUGACGGCACGGUGGCCUGCAACAUGCUCAUGCCCGAGCCUGCCCAGCGCUGGCUGGUGGGCUUCGUGUUGUACACUUUUCUCAUGGGCUUCCUGCUGCCGGUCGGGGCCAUCUGCCUGUGCUACGUGCUCAUCAUUGCCAAAAUGCGCAUGGUAGCCCUUAAGGCCGGCUGGCAGCAGCGCAAGCGCUCGGAGCGCAAGAUCACCCUGAUGGUGAUGAUGGUGGUAAUGGUGUUUGUCAUCUGCUGGAUGCCUUUCUAUGUGGUGCAGCUGGUCAACGUGUUCGCAGAGCAGGACGACGCCACAGUGAGCCAGCUGUCGGUCAUCCUUGGCUAUGCCAACAGCUGCGCCAACCCCAUCCUCUAUGGCUUCCUUUCAGACAACUUCAAGCGCUCGUUCCAGCGCAUCCUUUGCCUCAGCUGGAUGGACAACGCCGCCGAGGAGCCAGUCGACUACUAUGCUACAGCCCUCAAGAGCCGCGCCUACAGCGUGGAGGACUUCCAGCCCGAGAACCUGGAGUCCGGCGGCGUCUUCCGUAAUGGCACCUGCACGUCCCGGAUCACUACUCUCUGAGUCCAGGCCAAGCAGGAGCCUUGCGCCAAGAGAAGAGGAGGAAGAGGAGAAAGGGAGGCGGGGAGCGAGAGGUGAAAGGAUCAGGGUGCGAUGGGAUGAGUUGGGGUAGGACCUUAUGCGCUUCAGGUGGAGACCCGGGAAAGGUGCGCGACAAAGGCGGCGUUGGGCGCUUUGCUUAUAAACUGGGAAAGCUAGAGGGCCUCUUUCUCCUCUUUCGCUUCUUCUUCCACUGCGCUCGCACUUCUGCACCCCUUUAGGCUCCACACUGCAGUUUCGGUCUUUCUUUCCGCCCCGUCCUGCCAGUAAUGAUCAUGAACUUAAUUAACGUCGCCAACUCAGCCUGACCCUCAGCCCCGCCACCUGUUACUUGUGUUUAAGCUGAGGCACGGUUACCGCCGCGGGUUUCCUUCGGGCUGCGUCCCUAGCUCUCCCUCAGCCGCGCCCUGCCGCGCCCCGCCGCACCCCUCGCUCGCCAGACUCCGCUUGAUGCUCCUAGCGGAGUCUGGAGAGCCACGGCUCUCCCUUUCCGCAGCCCUGCUUUAAGGGAAGUCGGACUUGAGAAGGACCUAGGCAGCUGAUCUUUUCUCCCACUCUCGGGGCGAAGGAAGGUGCGUGCUUCCUCGAGCCCCUCCUCCACUCCCGUUCCACCAGAGCGGAGCCAGGUGCUUAGUAAAAUCGGUCCCGCGCUUCGAACCCCAGGCAUUCUGCAGUCCUUAUCCAACUUCCUCUUUGGAGCAAAAAGGAGCUGAGAACAAGCGACUAGGGUUUUUUUGUUUGUUUUUAAGAUUCAGGGUUGGGGGAGGGGGUUGUAAUGGAGGCCAACCUCCCGACCUCAUUAAGGGAGCUUCGGGUUUCAAAGACCAAGCUCUGGGCACUCCCAGGGAACUGGUCUGGGUUGGGCCAGGCAGGCCAGGGCGCAGGGCGCAUUUCCCCCCGGGGCCGCCCAGGAGCACGGCUGCAGCUCCUCUAGGCUCUGUCCCUCAACCAGCUUCAGGAGGUGCAGAUUUAAGAAUAACAAUAGACAUCCGGCACGGACCUCGGCUGACGCCUUCCUAGCCUCGGCCCAUCUGACCGUCACCGCCACCCGCAGGCUAGGAGUGUGGCCCGCCCUGCCUGAGGACUGCUGCCUUUCAAGCGGUGCCUAAUACGUUAUUUUCUUGCUUAUCGUAUUUAUUUAUUUAUUUAACUGUGUUGUUUGAAAGAUGUAGUUCAGCUUUCCUUUUCUCCACUUGCCUAGCCCAGGGCCUUUUCUUAAGGACACUGCAGGUGGGGUGGGCGUGGAGGCGGCAGUGGGGGAAAGCUCUCUCUCCAAGACCCCCUCAAAAUCUCUUUUUGCUAGGCCCUCUUUUCUUACCCUUUCCUCUAGCCUUUUAGUUUUGCUUGUGUCCAGUAAAGUUUGGAGAUUUUUUUUGUUCAUACUUUUCUUAUGUAAUUUAUUGUUUGUCUUGUAAUAAAUAAAUGAUAGUGUGGUGAGCCUCCUCCCAGGCAGAGUGGAAAGUCCGGAAGCCUAGCUUUUAAUGUCAUCCUAUACUCACAUAGUAUAUAUAUAUGUUUAUUUUGCUCCCUUGUCAUGAGUCCAUGCAACAGUUGCCAAAUACAGUCACUAACAGUGACAGGUGUGAGACUGGCUAGAACACGUUCAGAUAUGAGAGUUCAAGUAGCCCUCAAACUUGGAGCUUCGGAAUCUGAUCCAGACAGACUUUAUCAGCACCAAGGAUGGAGAAUGGCCCUGCUUAUGUCCCUGCUUCCUCUAGGUUUCAAGCAUAGGUGAUUAUAACAUACAAUCUAGUUAACAUCGUCCCUUCUUUUGAAGACAUUGAAAGUAGAAUAAUUUGUGUCUGUGUUUAAUCUAACCAACUCCCUUGGAAACCUGAGUAGAGCAAGGACCAAUAAUUUUACUUCUUUGUAUUUCCCGUAUUGCUUUAGUAUGCUGGCUUGUACAUAAUAGGCACUAAAUACAUGUUUGUUGGCUGAUUGUUUAAGUAAACCAGAGUGUAUUACAAUAAUUGGGAGUUCUCAACAUAUGGGGUUCUCAGGUUCCCUCAUUGACAUGAUGCACACUGGUUGAAAUCACUUUGGAAAAAUGUUUUGUGUAUUUUGCUUCAAGAACGUUGUGCUUUCCUAAAAGCAGUAACCAAGAGUUAAAAUGUCCCCAAAGUUUUGUUUAAUGGACAAAUAUGCUUUUGGUCAUUAAUAUGAAGGUUUAGAUCUGUCAUUUAAAAAUAAUGCGUAUUAUUACUCCUUUGAAAAUAGAUUUUUAAUGGUUAAGA